Molecule: messenger RNA, 2577 nt
Organism: Lathyrus sativus (Indian pea)
Lineage: Eukaryota; Viridiplantae; Streptophyta; Magnoliopsida; Fabales; Fabaceae
Source: the annotation of a GenBank genome assembly
AUGGAUGAAAUUUUCGGAUACAUGGAUGGAGAUUUUGAAGUAUCAUUAACAGAUUCAACAAUGAUGUCGAUAGUUCAUCGCGCGAUGAACAAAGCUCAAGAGAAAAUGAAAACAAAAACCGGAGUUCUUGAAAGAUUGAAUGAGAUAUCAAAAUUUUAUGAAUUGGCAGUGAUGCAACUUGAAGGUUGUCUAACCAUUGUCCACACCGAGACCGAUAGUAGUUGUCUUGAAAGCAAUCACGAAAAACUACUCGACGACUUGAGAGAAAUAAAGGACCGCCUUCAAGGACGACUUGAGGAAUCCGAAUUGAUUAUUUCGGAGAAGGAUAGAGAGUUGUCACAAAGAUUGAAGAAAAAUCAAACAACUAGUGAGAACAAAGUUAAGAGUGGUGGUGAUUUAGGUGAGUUGAGGAGUAGUAUGGAUCAACAAAUGUUGCAUAUUAAACAAAGACUUGAACCACAACUUGACAUGGUUGAAAAUGUGGUAACACAUACACAUAAUGUUGUUGUCAAUGACACAAAAAAGAUCGAAGAGAUGGGUUCGGAUAUUGAUGUAUUGAAACAAACUAUGGAUCUUGCUUUUUGUAAGAUGCAAAGUGCUCUUUUUUCAUGUGAGAUGAGGCCAAAAGAAAUGCAAUGGAAGUUGAAAAUUGAAAAAGAUAUGAUUUCUAUAUUGAUUACUAGUUUCAUCAAGGAGUUCCGAGAGAAUAUCGAGGUAGAAGCUAGAAGGAAUGAGAAUCAUGUUCACAAAUGUUGGCAAGAGCAUUGGUCUCAAAUGAUGAAUGAGGUUACAAGUUUAAAGAAUGAACUUGUCACUACGCAUGACUCAUUUCCUGAUGAAUAUGAUUCUUCCGCCCUUUCUUCCCCGACAAAGUCUUCGUCGGAAGAAGCAACUCAUGAAACAUUUCAUAAAUUUCUACAAAAGGCGGACGAAAGAGAUCCUAAGGAGAGAGAGUUACAAGAAGAGGAAGAGAGUGAAAAGAAAAGUUUAGUUGCUAAGAUGAUCAAGAAUCAUGAAUCUAUUAUUCGACAAAAGAACGAAGAACUAAAUCGGAUUAAACAUCAGAAAAAAGUGUCAUCGUCUAGGAAAAGAAAGGAACUAAGCAUCGUGAAAGAAAAAAUCCAUAUUAUAAGUGAAAGGUUUGAUAAUCUUAUAAAAAGGAAUGAGAAACAAGGUGAAUCUCUUUUCAACCAAAAAGCAAUUCAUCACAAGGAAACACUUUUAACGAAAAAGUUAUCAUCACAAGAUGAGAUUGAGUUUGAGAAGCUAAUACAAGAAAAUGUACAUAAAUGCUACUUAAAAGAAAUGAUGAAUGAGUUGAAUGAAAAAAUUGAAACAAACAAAAUCAAAAGGAGAAUUAGAGAAGACAUAAACUUUCUUGUCUUUUUUGAGAUAAAAGAAGAUGAGAUUGAGUUUGAGAAGCUAAUACAAGAGAAUGUACAUAAAUGCUACUUAAAAGAAAUGAUGAAUGAGUUGAAUGAAAAAAUUGAGACAAACAAAAUCAAAAGGAGAAUUAGAGAAGACACAAAUUUUCUUGUCUUUUUUGAAGCAAUUAAGGAUGUGAAAUCCAAUCAUGAGUUUGUCUUAGCUAAGGAAAAUUUGGAAGAUGAAAUAGAAGGAACCAUAAAGGAAGAUAUAUGCAUGCUUGUGGUUAAGAAGACUAUUGAAGAACUCGACAAAAUGGUGACAAAUUGCAAAGUUGAAACUAUAAUAAGAGAACAAAUAGAUCAUAUUGUGUUUGAAGAAACAUUGGAAGUUUUUGUCAAUAUUUCAAAUUCUCAUCAUAGAAAAAACAUCAACAUACAAGAGAAUUUCUCUAGUAUGGUAUUAAAUCAAAUGCAAAAAUUUCAAGGACAUGAGAAUUUGACAGUUAUAUUGUUAGAGUCUCUAUUGGGUUGUUUUGAAGCAGAGGAGAAUCUAAUGUUAAGUGCACGUUCUGAGAUCAAUGAACAUAGCAAACAACUCGACUUAGGUUCAGAACGCGGCGACCUACACGAGUAUGAACUAUUUGAAGAUUUGAUAACCGGGGAAGAACAAACAUUUUCUUCACUAACAAGUAAGGUAGAAAAUGUUUUGCGCCAACUAGGUAUAAGUAAAGCACUUCUAAAGGAGUUAGGGACAAGCUUGGGACAUAGUCUUCGUGACUCAGAAAGUUUUUAUCGUCAAACGUUUGAUUAUGAACAAGAACAAUUGAAAGUGUCUUCUUUUGAAUCUACAACAUUUGUAGAAUUUGAGGAAAUGGUACACCAGAAACUAGAGAUGUUGACUAUGAGGUUGGAAAAGAUGAAUUGUUGUGUGGAUUCAGUUAUUAAGAUGGUUGCUUGUUUGAGAAGAAAUGAGUUACUUUACCAAAAGGCCUUCAUUAGAAGAUGUCAGAAUCUCCAAAAUGCUGAAGCUGAGGUUGAUCUUCUUGGAGAUCAAGUGGAAGCACUUUUGACAUUACUUGAGAAGAUAUAUGCAACCCUUCAUCAGUAUGCACCUGCCUUGAAGCAACACUUAGAGGUUUUUAACUUAUUGGAGUUGAUAAAAACAGAACUGAUUAAUGGAGCUUUUCAAGCUGCAACUGUGGUGACUUAA